CCACAUUUUCGUAAAUGAUCCGGACACAUAUUCGUCGGUCUCACAAACCCAAGAAGGUUCCGACCGGGUUACCACGUAAUACGAAUACGUGUAACGAAGACCGUAGUGCACGAUUAUCCCUUCAAAAUCCCUAAUUUUGUCUUCCUCCCCCUUCGUUGCAAACCCUAAAUCUGAAAUCCAAACUACUCAGAAGAAAGCUUCUAUAUUAUAAUUCAGUUUGAACUAUAGUGUUGCAAAAAUUUACCUUUUUUUGGUUGCAGAGAGGAAUUUAUCUGUGGGUGUUCGAAUGGUCCCGAUUGAUUCUUCAGGAUUUCUGAUGGUAGAAGAGAAGGAGCAGCAACACAACAAGAAACGAAGACGUCUUACAUGGGAUGUGGCAGCAUCCCCAGCAGAACAACAAGAGGCUGAAGUACGGCAGCGCCAUAUCUCGCCGCCAAAAAGAAAGGAUGAUCGUGAGGGACAUUAUACGUACAAUCUUGGAGAGAAUCUAACUCCAAGAUAUAAAAUACUGAGCAAGAUGGGUGAAGGCACCUUUGGUCGAGUUUUGGAAUGUUGGGAUCGUGAAACCCGUGGAUAUGUAGCAAUCAAGGUAGUCCGAAGCAUAAGAAAAUAUCGUGAUGCUGCGAUGAUUGAAGUUGAUGUACUUGAACAACUUGCUAAGAAUCAUAAAGGAAGAUCACACUGUGUCCAGAUCCUGAACUGGUUCGAUUACCGCAAUCAUAUAUGCAUAGUGUUUGAGAAGCUUGGACCAAGUUUAUUUGAUUUCUUAAAGAGAAAUAAAUACUGCCCAUUCCCUGUGGAUCUUGUUCGUGAAAUUGGACGUCAGCUUUUGGAAUCUGUAGCAUAUAUGCAUAGUUUAGGGUUGAUCCAUACUGACUUGAAGCCAGAGAAUAUCCUUCUUGUGUCUUCUGAUUAUUUAAAGCUUCCUGGAUACAAGAGGACUUCACAAGGUGAAACGCAUUUCAGAUGCUUGCCAAAGUCAAGUGAGAUUAAGUUAAUUGAUUUUGGAAGUACUGCUUAUGAUAAUCAAAAACAUAGUUCCAUUGUUUCUACAAGACACUACCGUGCACCUGAAGUUAUUCUAGGUAUUGGAUGGAGCUACCCAUGCGACAUGUGGAGUAUUGGCUGUAUUCUUGUUGAAUUAUUCACGGGUGAAGCUUUGUUUCAGACUCAUGAGAAUUUAGAACACUUGGCAAUGAUGGAGAGGGUAUUAGGCCCUUUACCAGAGCAUAUGGUUCAGAGAGCCAACCAGGGUGCAGAAAAAUACUUCAGAAGAUCAAGAUUAAAGUGGCCGGAAGGUGCGGUUUCUAGGGAGAGUAUUAGAGCAGUGAGGAAGCUAGAUCGCCUCAAGAAUAUGAUAUCAGGGUGUGUUUCAUAUGGAGGUUUGAGAUCAUGUAUUGUUGAUUUGUUGUAUGGAUUAUUGAAGUUUGAUCCUGAAGAACGUCUGACUGCUGAAGAAGCUCUUGAUCAUCCCUUCUUUAGGAACACUCAUGCUUAACAGGUAUUAAGUCAGUUAUCUGAUUUUGAGAUGUUAAAGAUUAAAAAACAUACAAAAGAUGUCAUCUCAUUAGUAUUUUGGUUUAUUUGGGAUUUUGUUAAAACCAUAUUUACAAAAUAUAUUAGUUAAGAUUCAACAAAA
Lactuca sativa (garden lettuce) is the source of this 1639-nucleotide messenger RNA. RefSeq names its product Protein kinase superfamily protein (gene AME3). Gene Ontology annotation, cellular component: nucleus. NCBI's taxonomy places the organism in Eukaryota, Viridiplantae, Streptophyta, Magnoliopsida, Asterales, Asteraceae. Gene Ontology annotation, biological process: protein phosphorylation. The record is from RefSeq and is a predicted model, not a curated record. Gene Ontology annotation, molecular function: ATP binding; protein serine/threonine kinase activity.